Messenger RNA from Laccaria bicolor S238N-H82, 394 nucleotides. RefSeq lists its product as uncharacterized. The record is from RefSeq and is a predicted model, not a curated record. The transcript has 2 exons. NCBI's taxonomy places the organism in Eukaryota, Fungi, Basidiomycota, Agaricomycetes, Agaricales, Hydnangiaceae. Bases 38 to 229 code for a protein of 63 amino acids.
GGCAGUGUGAAAAUGCCGCCUCAUUUUGAUUCUAAGUAUGUACAGGAGAUGUAAGCCAGGCAAACAAACAAGACAGCAGGUGGGAUUAGUGUUCGCAAGUUCAGUUCAGUGGGAUUCCUGCUGUCUCGUUGUGUUCUGGGGUUCAGGAAUUUACUGUAAAAUGAAAUACAGAGGCAUGCCUCGUUGGUAUUCUAGGGAAAUGCAUGAAAAUUGUAAAGUAAGCCGUUGACGUUGGGCGGUGGGCGUCUGCGAUGGGCGGUGGGCAUUUGCGAUGGGCGGCGGUGGGUGUUGUUGAUGGGCAGUGGGCGUUUGCGAUGGGCGGCGGUGGGUGUUGUUGAUGGGCGGUGGGCAUCUGCGAUGGGCAUUUGCGAUGGGCGGUGGGCGUUUGCGAUGG